AUGCUACAAAAGCUAUUUACAGAUGGCUUCUUUCAGAUUAUGUCAAAGUUAGGCCAUGUUCUAGGAGCAGCCAUGUUUAUGAUUGAAAUAGCUGGUGUAAAGCUUUUAUAUACAGGUGAUUUCUCAAGACAGGAAGACAGACACCUCAUGGCAGCUGAGAUUCCUACCAUUAAACCUGAUAUUCUUAUAAUUGAAUCCACCUAUGGUACCCAUAUUCAUGAAAAACGUGAAGAACGAGAGGCAAGAUUCUGUAACACCGUCCAUGAUAUUGUAAAUAGGGGUGGUAGAGGUCUUAUUCCCGUCUUUGCCUUGGGUCGAGCUCAAGAACUCCUUUUGAUCUUAGAUGAAUACUGGCAAAAUCACCCUGAACUCCAUGACAUACCCAUAUAUUAUGCCUCCUCGUUGGCAAAGAAAUGCAUGGCAGUGUAUCAGACGUACGUAAAUGCCAUGAAUGACAAAAUUCGUAAGCAGAUCAACAUCAACAAUCCAUUUGUUUUCAAGCACAUUAGUAAUCUGAAGAGUAUGGACCACUUUGAUGACAUUGGUCCAAGUGUUGUCAUGGCUUCCCCAGGUAUGAUGCAGAGUGGCUUAUCCAGAGAGUUGUUUGAGAGCUGGUGUACUGAUAAGAGAAAUGGAGUAAUUAUUGCAGGUUACUGUGUGGAAGGAACACUCGCUAAGCACAUCAUGUCUGAACCCGAAGAGAUCACAACUAUGUCAGGGCAGAAGCUCCCACUGAAGAUGUCUGUAGACUACAUUUCUUUCUCUGCUCACACAGAUUAUCAACAAACCAGCGAAUUCAUUCGAGCACUAAAACCUCCACAUGUGAUUUUAGUACACGGUGAGCAGAACGAAAUGGCCAGAUUAAAAGCAGCAUUGAUACGAGAGUAUGAAGAUAAUGAUGAAGUUCACAUAGAAGUUCACAAUCCUAGGAACACUGAGGCUGUGACAUUAAACUUCAGAGGAGAAAAACUUGCCAAGGUAAUGGGGUCUUUGGCAGAUAAGAAACCAGAGCAAGGACAGCGAAUUUCAGGGAUCCUAGUUAAAAGAAACUUCAAUUAUCACAUCCUUUCACCUUGUGACCUCUCCAAUUACACUGAUUUGGCAAUGAGCACCGUCACACAAACACAAGCCAUUCCAUAUACUGGCCCUUUCAGUCUGCUUUAUUACCAGCUGCAGAAACUCACAGGUGAUGUGGAAGAAAUAGAAGUCCAGCAAAAGCCAGCCUUGAAAGUUUUCAAAAAUAUUACUGUGAUCCAGGAGCCUGGCAUGGUGGUACUUGAGUGGGUGGCAAAUCCUGCUAAUGAUAUGUAUGCAGACACUGUGACAACAGUGAUCCUGGAAGUUCAGUCCAAUCCCAAAAUACAGAAAGCUGCUGUACAUAAAAUUUCUAAACAGGUAGAUAUAGAUGUGUAUAGCAAGAGAUUGGAGAUUAUGCUUCAGGACAUGUUUGGAGAGGACUGUGUAAGUGGAAAAGAAGGCUCCAUUCUAAGUGUCGCUGUAGAUGGAAAGACUGCAAAUAUUUCAUUGGAAACUCGGACGGUUGAAUGUGAGCCAGGAUGUGAAGAUGAUGAAGCCCUUCGGGAAAUGGUGGAGUUGGCUGCACAAAGACUCUAUGAUGCGCUUAGCCCAGUGCACUGAACUCAGUGGCUGAUAAAUAUCUGGGACUCGUAAGACUGAUUGUUUUUAUACUUAUUUUGAAUAUUAUUUUGAAUAAAUAAAACAUGUCUUUAGCUAA
Messenger RNA from Alligator mississippiensis (American alligator), 1735 nucleotides. RefSeq names its product cleavage and polyadenylation specificity factor subunit 3. Lineage: Eukaryota; Metazoa; Chordata; Crocodylia; Alligatoridae. Gene Ontology annotation, biological process: mRNA 3'-end processing by stem-loop binding and cleavage. The coding region runs from base 1 to 1638 and encodes 545 amino acids. The transcript has 15 exons. Gene Ontology annotation, molecular function: 5'-3' exonuclease activity; RNA binding; RNA endonuclease activity. The record is from RefSeq and is a predicted model, not a curated record. Gene Ontology annotation, cellular component: mRNA cleavage and polyadenylation specificity factor complex.